Scutellospora calospora is the source of this 474-nucleotide messenger RNA. The record is from the annotation of a GenBank genome assembly. NCBI's taxonomy places the organism in Eukaryota, Fungi, Glomeromycota, Glomeromycetes, Diversisporales, Gigasporaceae.
AUGGGUAAUUGCGUUGCUUGCAUGGUCAAAAUACAUAAUAAAACAGAUGUUUAUUUAUUGAAACCAUAUAAAAAUAAAUUUGAAUGGGGAAGAUUAAAAUAUGAAACUGAAGGAAAUGAUGUAAUAUAUCCAAAUCAAACAUCAAUCAAAGCUGUUCAAGGUAGAACUGGUAGUCCAUCUGGUGUGAAAGAUAGUUUUACCUUUGAAGUUGUGCAUCAAGAUAAUAAUAUCAAAAUAGGUCAAAUAGAAUUGAUUUUUGAUGUUCCAUAUGAUACAAAUAUACAUACAAGAUCUGUAAAUUUUAAGAUAACUAAUUAUAGUAAUGUUAUCAUCAAAAUUGAUACUGCUGAAAAAUGGGGUGGACAUGGUAAUGGAGAAAGUUUAUAUAAAUUUUUCAUAACUUAUGAAAAUCCAACUGUUUCGAUCGAAUCAAGAUUAAGAUCAAAGAAAGGAGAUCAAUACUAUCAAAGAUAA